UCAAUUAAAAAAGUAUUAGUAAAGUAUUUAUCUCGGUUUAAAAAUUAAUUACAAAUUAAUGUAAAGUCUUGAUAUAAAAAUUAUAAAAAGUUAAUAAUGAUAGUUGUAAAACAAUUAAGUCUAUUGAUAUUCAUAGUGUGUUUAAUAGUGUGUUGUGUUUGCGAUGGAAAUAGUAUUGAUGUGAACAUGAGUUCGGGUUCAGUGAGGGGUCAGACACUCCAUGUCUUGAAUCGUAAAAUACAUCAAUUCUUGAAUAUACCCUACGCUGAGCCCCCUUUAGGCCCACUCAGGUUCGCCCCUCCCUUACCACUGAAGGAGCCCAAACAGGGCAUUAUUGAUGGCACACAACCGGGAAAUUAUUGUAUUCAAAACACAAGAGUAUUUGAAAAUGAGAAAAAUAAACCGACGUAUAGUGAAGACUGUUUGGUAUUGAAUAUAUGGACACCAAAUGUGGACAAUAGUAAUGAUAAUCACCAGAAUAUGGUUCUCAAACCAGUCAUGUUCUCCAUAUAUGGCGGAGCACUGAGUUUGGGAUCAAUAUUUCAAGAUUUAUUGAACGGCAGUGUUAUUGCGGCCAAUGAUGUGGUUGUCGUUGCGGUUAACUAUAGGGUCGGGCCGUUGGGGUUUCUAUACGGCGGCGAUCAGACAGCGCCCGGAAAUGCGGGCUUUUAUGACCAGUUAUUAGGACUUAAAUGGGUUGGAGAAAACAUACACAAGUUUGGCGGAGAUAUGGAUCAGAUUACUAUAUUUGGUGUGAGUGCCGGCAGUUGGUCCGUAUCGGCACACAUAUUGUCUCCCCUAUCGAAAGGUCUGUUUAAGAGGGCUAUUAUGCAGAGCGGGUCCGUUAUGUAUAACAAAGAUCGUCCGGCGCUCAGCACUGUUGAGGGCCUUCAAAGGGCCAAACAAUUGGCCCGACGUUUGAAUUGCNUGUUUAAGAGGGCUAUUAUGCAGAGCGGGUCCGUUAUGUAUAACAAAGAUCGUCCGGCGCUCAGCACUGUUGAGGGCCUUCAAAGGGCCAAACAAUUGGCCCGACGUUUGAAUUGCGAUGAAUUUGACUACAAAUGGUUGGACUGUUUGCGUGCAAUAGACGACCCGAACCUGUUUAUUGAAAAACCGGAUUAUGGGUUCCUUGUUAUGACACACGCCGUGUUUGGCACAGAGUUUUUACCAGUGUUGCCACAAAAAGCAUUUUCAACAGGGUUAUAUAAUACUGAUGUGGAAUUAAUGGCCGGUGCGGUUAAAGACGAGGGUCUGGUAAUGACCCAAUUUUUAUACCCAGAAAUGCAAACCGAAAUGACUGAACACCAGUUGCGAGAAAUUGUGGUCAAAUUGAGUGAUGAAUACCAGAACAUAGAUGUGGACAAAGUGUGCGAUCAUUACUUCAAAGGCGUUGACAGAACCAAUUCAUCGCAACUGAAGGCAGCGUUGAGUGCAUUAUAUGGCGAUUUGAUAUCCGACACUUUAUAG
Molecule: messenger RNA, 1467 nt
Organism: Medioppia subpectinata
Lineage: Eukaryota; Metazoa; Arthropoda; Arachnida; Sarcoptiformes; Oppiidae
Source: the annotation of a GenBank genome assembly